AUGGACGGUUAUUCGCGCGGACGUCAGCUAGAGCAGGAGCUAGCCGCUGAAGAGCACGAGGAAAAUCUACCUCAGCUUAGACUGCAAUGGCAGCAUCUCACUGAGAUGCUCGACAUCAAGCUGGCGAAAGUCCCCGCGCGAUUGUUCGCUGAUGGGCGCAAACCAACAAUUCACGACAUCAUCAGCUGCAGGUAUAAUCGCUAUGAUCUCACAUUCAGAGAUAUCACACUCACGCACCCUGACGUGUGUUUCCCGGCGCACAUCCCGAGGCUCUGCACCCUCGUGGACCUCUUCGAACGAUACGAUGACAUUGAAGCCCACAAUUUCAAACCGCGCAAGCUCGACGGGCGUGGACAAGCCGAUUAUCUUGUCUGGUACUGGCAGCUUGACCAAGACCACUCCUUCUCGCGAAAACACCCCCAAGUCAUGGCGAAUGUCCUACUGGCGCUCAUGGUCCAACGCGAAGAGGACGUAACCCGUGACAUGUCUCUAUGGGCCGACCAGCUCGUCAAAGCGUUCAUGUACUACAACUUCCGCGUCCCAAAUACGGGCCCAACAGAAGACUUCCUUCAAAUGUGGCGCAAUAGCAAUUGGGAUCUGAUCAAGUUCGGGAGUACGAAAAUCAAGCUUAUCAAGCAUAAGCUGGCACAGCUGAGGGCGACCAUUCCGAAGACACGUGAGGAAGCUCAGAAGUUUUUGCAGAGUCACAUAGACGAAGCCAUACAGAACCCAGAUGACAGUACCUACGCUCUAUGGUUCUUCCUGGAGUCGGAUUGGGAGAUGAAUGAGACGGACAAAGAGGCGAAGGCACGCUUUGACUCUGACACGGAUGCCCUUGCUGACGCCUUCGCUAUGUCCGGUGUCACCCACGAUAUGCCUGCCUACUUCACUGUUGCCGACCUCGAAAAGCCCUUGGUAAAGGCACUGGCAGAGCCGACCCGGAAGGGACUUGACCAUCCGUGGAACCGUCACCCUGGACCAAAUCCCGUUCGCGUGGAGUGGAUGGACCAGAACCUUGCGCUACAAGCCAUCCUCGGUGAUCGCCUUGAUGUUCUCCUUGCUUCGCUGUACCUCUCUAUCGGAUUGCGGGCCACUGAAGCUGCAGUCACGGGCCGUCCCAUGCCGUUCACCGAGGAAGAUUGGGAUUAUUAG
Didymosphaeria variabile is the source of this 1152-nucleotide messenger RNA. RefSeq lists its product as uncharacterized. The transcript has 3 exons. The coding region runs from base 1 to 1152 and encodes 383 amino acids. The record is from RefSeq and is a predicted model, not a curated record. NCBI's taxonomy places the organism in Eukaryota, Fungi, Ascomycota, Dothideomycetes, Pleosporales, Didymosphaeriaceae.